Oppia nitens is the source of this 1230-nucleotide messenger RNA. RefSeq lists its product as uncharacterized. The record is from RefSeq and is a predicted model, not a curated record. NCBI's taxonomy places the organism in Eukaryota, Metazoa, Arthropoda, Arachnida, Sarcoptiformes, Oppiidae. Bases 1 to 1230 code for a protein of 409 amino acids. The transcript has 3 exons.
AUGUUGGGGACAGUUAGCCGCCGGUACAACCAUUUCAGCCAUCAAUGGCAACCAUCACAAGACAGACAGUCAUUGAGUUAUCCGAUUAACCGAUGGUUACGAUCGGUACAAAUGUUUGACGAUAGUGACGACGACAACGAUAUCCUGGAUCUGGUAGUCAUCAAAAAUAAGUGCAUAAAAUCAGUGAUCAUACCGUACGGCGUGUCGUUAUCGGACAGCAGGUAUACACUGUCUAACGGUACGGGUAUUGUAGUGGACACUAGCGAUCAUCUCUGUAUAACCAAUGCUCAUGUAGUUCAAGGAUGUACUCAUACUGUGGUCUGGAUUAAUAACAAUCAAUUGAUUGAACAGUUGUACGGCGAUGUCAUCUAUGUUGAACAGCAUCUGGAUCUGGCAAUCAUACGGCUCCGGGAUGUAGGCGAGGCUAAUAUUAGACUAGAAAAAUUGCAUCUCUAUUACGAUUGGGCACCGGAUUUGGGCGAACCGGUAGCCAGUUUUGGUGGCGGAGGCGAUACACUCAAUACUGUCGGUUCGGGUCUAAUAGUCAGACAUGGGGUCUAUCCGGCGGACAUUGACGACGAUUACUAUACAGUUAGUCUGGUCUAUAGUAGUACUGCCGAUAGUAUACCAAUUAGCUAUCAUACGGCUAGCAGUGGUUACGGUUUUUCUGGCGGUCCUGUCAUCGAUACCGAUGCCAGUGUUAUGGGUAUACUGUGGGGAUCGGCCGGCAAUGAUGAGGGACCCUAUUAUUUCAUUUAUAAUAAGUACGUGUACGAUUUUAUCAAAAGAGCUAAAACCUAUAUACAAACAAAGUUACCGCUAGUAGUGGAGGACAGACAUACAAAUUGGUUGUUGAGAGGAACGGUAGGACGAAAGCUGGGUCUGAUCUAUGCUGUAGACGUCGACACCGGUUUGGCAACUAUUCGCGGGUUUUUACCGCAAACUGGUGUCUCGGUUGGUGGCAAUCAUCUACUGCCGGGUAUUCAGUCAAUAAAACCGGACAUCAAUCUACAUGAACUAAUUGAUGAAACAAUAGUAGCCAUUAAUGGCCAACAGUUUAAUGAUAUCAAACAGUUGAUCGUAGCGGUCGACGAUAUCGGCACCGAUGAUGGGGAGGACAGUCGUCCUCCUAAUAAAAAGAUGACACUAACUGUAAGCGGUGUACACAACGGUUUGGACAUUGAAUUGACGGCCAAUGUUAGCGUCGAUGAAAUGCCAAUUAAUUUUUAG